Molecule: messenger RNA, 1017 nt
Organism: Fusarium oxysporum Fo47
Lineage: Eukaryota; Fungi; Ascomycota; Sordariomycetes; Hypocreales; Nectriaceae
Exons: 6
Coding region: 1-1017 (338 amino acids)
Source: RefSeq, a predicted model, not a curated record
AUGGAGGACAAAGGACCAAUGAUAAUUGCAGUCUGCUGGACAUUCACAGUCUUGGCACUUAUAUUUGUGGUUGCUCGACUCUUCAUAUGCGCUAUCCUUUCCAACAUCUUCGUCACGAUGUCUGUAUACUGGGGCAAUGGCAAACACUUCGAUGUCUUGAGCCUAGAACAGAAACAAAACACUAUCAAGUGGAUGAUGGCCGCUUAUGUCCCAGGUAUCGAAACGCUCGGCUUCCCUAAACUCGCCGUCAUCGCUCUCCUAGCCCGACUCCUCAUGCCUGGCAGAAUACACCUGGUGGUCUUGUGGAGCAUGGGCAUAAUUUGCUGCCUGUCUCUCACGGCCAUGGUGACUACCUUGCUUUUGCAAUGCAGUCCCCCAAGGGCCCUGUGGACCUUGACAAUGCCAAGAGAUUGUUUAGCGCCAUCUAAACUGGAAGGGCUGGCAUUUUGGGCAAGCUCAAUAUCCGCGUUUCUGGACUUCUACCUCGCUGUGUACCCAGCAAUUACUCUUUGGAAGCUGCUCAUGCCUUUGAAGAAGAAGCUGAUACUCAGCCUUGCACUCGGCAUGGGAGUGGUGUGCGGCGCUAUUGGAAUUGUUAAAGCAACCGGAGUUCCAACGCUGGUCAGUCAAGACGUUAGCUGCCUUAGACAAUUUAUGCGACCCUCUGUAUUGGACAUCCCCAUUCUUGAGAUGUUCAAGGGACGUAACAUCUGGAGCACCAAGAAAGGCUCUGGUAAGCACCAAUACAAAGACUACAGUAAGCAAAGCGGACAGCAGCAACCUGGCAUCGAGCUGAAAGACAAGCCAAGAAAGAAGGUUGAUACUUAUGGUUUUACGAUCCAAGGGAUGGAAGGGAGCGAGGAAAACAUGGUUGAUGCCGACAAGAUAUCCCGCACUACUUCGUCUAGGCCAGAGAGCCCCAAGGAGGGCAUAGUGAGAACUGACCAGGUUAUUGUUGGCUAUGAUGGAGGAGAGGGAGGGCCAACAUCGACGGCUAAGAGAUGGGCUGCUGUAUAA